Molecule: messenger RNA, 996 nt
Organism: Rotaria socialis
Lineage: Eukaryota; Metazoa; Rotifera; Eurotatoria; Philodinida; Philodinidae
Source: the annotation of a GenBank genome assembly
AUGCAGUGUGUAAUAUAUUGUCGUAAUCGAACAGUUUUAUUGACAUCGUUUACGUUAUUCGUCUUACUAUUUACAUACGUCAUUUAUCCAUGGUUUUAUUAUGCUUGGAUUUGGCGAAAUAGUGAUAUCAAUCAUCUUGAUUUUCCAAUAGCAUCAAAAUCAAAUGAUACUGUUGCUACUGUUCCACGUAUAAUACACCAAACGUGGCGCGACGCUGAUAAAAUACCAAUCGAUUGGCAACAAGCAUCAAAUAGUUGCAGAUCAUUUCAUCCUAACUAUCAGUACCGUUUAUGGUCAGAUAAAAGUGCUCGUCUUUUGAUUGAAAAAGAAUUCCCCUGUUUAUUAUCAACAUUCGAUGAGUAUCCAUAUGAUAUUCAACGUGCCGAUGUCAUUCGUCUUGUUGUUUUAUAUGUUUAUGGAGGAAUUUAUUUAGAUUUAGAUAUUAUUUGUCUAAAACCAUUGGAUAAAUUACUGACAUUUAAAUUUAUUUUACCAAAAACCAUGCCGGUUGGUUUAUCCAAUGACUUUAUACUAGCCGAGCCAAAAAGUCCAUUUUUACUACAAGUUUUGAAUGAUUUACCCAAAUAUAAUCGAAAUUAUUGGACUAAAUAUUCAACUGUUAUGUUUUCAACGGGGCCUAUGUUUUUAACACAUGAAGCAUCAUAUUAUCCAAAUCGGUCUUCUAUAAAUGUUCUUUCUCAAGAACUUUACGGAAAAUAUAUUUUUAAUUCGUCACUUGCUCUGUUUCGACAUUUGAAAGCUUCGUCUUGGCACGGCAAUGAUGCUGCAUUCGUCAAAUGGAUUUACCGUCGACGCACAAUUUUGUUCCUAGUAUUAACUGCUUUAUUUGUGAUUAUCAAUGCCAUUAUUUAUUCUAUUCAAUAUCGCCAUACACUUAGGAAUGUUCUUAAAAAAAUUCCUUCACUCAUAAAGUCAAUAUCAAAUGGGCAAUCUUUAAGAUAUGAAAAAAUUCAUUCGAACAUUGUUCUUAUUUAA